UGUCACUCAAUUCCGUCAUACAUUUUUUCAAGCACUUCUAUAUACAUAAUAUCAAAAUCAACCGUUAAAACGAAAUAACAAAAAAAUAAAAAUAAAAAAAUAACAAAACAAUAUAAAUGGGAAACUCUGGAACCAAACAAGAACCAAAACAAAGUGGCCAAGAUCCACUUAGAGAUUAUGAUUUGGAACUAACUUUGCCAUCACAUAUAUCUAAACCAAUGUCGAAUAUGUUACUCGCCUAUUCGUAUGGAUAUUUUUAUCCGUGCCUGAUUCUAGGAAGUGCCCAACGGAUUCCGAAUGGAUAUCUCGUGUUCUUUCUCCAUAGCCAAGUGAAAGACGAAAUUCCCUCAAAUAACGUAAUAGGAAACUUUAUGGCUCUUCGUAACUGUAAUGUGAGUUUUACUUCUGACGGCAAAAAAUUCCGUGGAAAUGUUUACGAUUUCGGCACGAAUGAGAACAAGGAAGUGACAAACUUUUUUAUAUCUGCUCAUGGACAAUUUACUUGGGUUUCUUUCCCACAACUUUUUCUAACUCUUGCGCAAGCUAAACAACUUUGUCCUUAGUUAUUAAGAGAAAUCGUACCGUAAUAAAUAUUUUUCCCUUCC
This is a messenger RNA of Ceutorhynchus assimilis (cabbage seed weevil), 605 nucleotides long. The record is from the annotation of a GenBank genome assembly. NCBI's taxonomy places the organism in Eukaryota, Metazoa, Arthropoda, Insecta, Coleoptera, Curculionidae.